Messenger RNA from Rana temporaria (common frog), 1000 nucleotides. RefSeq names its product NACHT, LRR and PYD domains-containing protein 14-like. Lineage: Eukaryota; Metazoa; Chordata; Amphibia; Anura; Ranidae. The transcript is spliced from 5 exons. Gene Ontology annotation, molecular function: protein binding. The coding region runs from base 1 to 525 and encodes 174 amino acids. Gene Ontology annotation, cellular component: cytoplasm. The record is from RefSeq and is a predicted model, not a curated record.
AUGAUCUCCGAUCCAUUCUAUCAUAAUCGAUCCCUCACCACACUGGAAUUAUCACGGAAUAAUCUGGAAGACUCUGGAAUAAAACUUCUAUGUGAGGGGCUCAGAGAUCCUGGCUGUACUCUGCAGUGGCUGGAGUUGUAUGAUUGUGGUGUGACUUCCUCCGGCUGCGAUGAUCUCCGAUCCAUUCUUAUCAAUAAUCGAUCCCUCACCACACUGGAAUUAUCACGGAAUAAUCUGGAAGACUCUGGAAUAAAAAUUCUAUGUGAGGGGCUCAGAGAUCCUGGCUGUACUCUGCAGUGGCUGAGAAUUUGGAACUGUAAAGGGACAUUAUGGUGCUGUGAUGAUCUUUCCUCCGUUAUCUCCACAAACCGAACUCUGACCUCUCUGGAGAUAACAUUGGAUGAUGAUAAGAAGAUGUCGGAGUCAGAAGAGAGACGAUGUUGUGAGGUCCUCCGGAAUGCUGGCUUCUCUGUGGAUAGACGGAUUGGCGGAGGCUGGGAUGUAUCUAUACACAGAAGAAGAUAAAAAGAUGGUGUGUGGGAGCUCCUCCCCCUCUCAGACGGCCAGAGAUUUGUCUGGUGAUUGUGUCCCGGUGUUGGGUCUGCUGGACCUCUUCCAUGUAUAGAGGAUGUACUCACCGACAACUCGGAUUUCUCUGCAAUCCUCUAAAGGAAAGUCUUCUACUCUUCAUGGAUAUAAUGGUCGCCUCCCAUUGUGAAUUCCCUCUUCUCCCCUCUGUAGGAUUCCGCACUUUCCAAUAUUAUCAAUACUUACUAUGAUGAUGAUGAGGAUCCGAUUCAUUAUUAGGAAUCAUUCAUGACGGAGAAAGGAUAUUUCUAAAGUUUCUCAUCAAUAAAAGCUGAGUGGAACAAUCACUAAUACAGACACAGAGACCGCAUCUUCCUCUUAAUGCUGUCCUACUCCUCUCAGUCCUCCAUACUACUCUCCAUCCUCCAUACUACUCUCCAUCCUCCAUACUACUCGCCAUCCUCCAUACUAC